This is a messenger RNA of Rhodamnia argentea, 1214 nucleotides long. Its product is annotated as RGS1-HXK1-interacting protein 1. Lineage: Eukaryota; Viridiplantae; Streptophyta; Magnoliopsida; Myrtales; Myrtaceae. The coding region runs from base 87 to 866 and encodes 259 amino acids. The record is from RefSeq and is a predicted model, not a curated record. The transcript has 9 exons.
UUCCCUCUCGAUGGAAAAGCACCCGACCAGACUGGCGGAAGCUCGAGAGAGAGAUAGAGAGAGAGAGAGAGUUCUCUUCUCUAAAAAUGGCGACAGUUGCAGAAUCAUCUGAUCCGAACCCGAAUUCGGAGCGCGCCCGGUCUAAAUCAAUCGGAGAUGCAACUCCGUGGAUCGAUUACGCCGUCGACCAAGCUCGCCUUCUCGGGAAGAGAGUCGAAGACGAUGUCGAGUCGUUCAUCGAGGCCUCGCAGUCCCGCCUCUCCCAAAUUCGCUCCACUUCUUCGGCUCAUACGAUGCAGACCCUCGCGAUGAUGCAGGAUACUCUUCAAGAAGUCAAGUCCAAAUAUGAUGCUUAUGAAGAUAUUUUCUUUGGAAAAGUUAAAGAGGGCAUUGAAAUAGCUGCUUCGCAUCCCAUGUUGACAGCUGGAGUAGUCACUGGCUCGGGCUUCAUUGUACUGAAAAGGCCAAGGCGUUUCUUAUAUUACAAUACCAUGCGCCUUUUAAUGACUGAAGAGUCUAUGUUAUCCCAAGCUGAUGCCAAAGUCAAGGAACUUCGAAAAUCAAUUGAUCUCCUGAAAGCUGAGAGUGAGAAACUGGAAAGGAGAGCUCAAUUGGCAGAAGAAGACAUGCUUCGAGGAAGGACAAAGCUCAGACAAGCAGGCAAGCAGAUUCAAAGUGUAAUCCACUCAGCUUAUAAGAUUGAAAGACAAGCAGGAGGUUUGAAGGAUGUUCUUCGAGAGCUUCCCCGAAGAGAAGCUUCUCGUUUCAGAUCACAGGUUUCUAACCUAGCUUCUGAGGCGAAGCGGGAAAGGAAUGCUUUGACCAAGGAGGUUUCCAAAAUCACCGACUAUGGAAUUUCCAUCUGAUUUGUGAUCUCUCAUUGCAAUCAUUUCAACGUCCAAGCUAUGUGAUGGUGUUGCGACAAUUUUUUGAUUCAGUACAUGAUAUUUUAUUGUUCGGAAAGGGGGUUCCUUUCCUUGAUAAAACCCUCCAGGCCUAUAUCUAUCGGGCUUGGAUGAGAAGAGUCCUGUGUUCUGCAGCAACUACAUUUUUGGCGAGAAUUUGUGUAGAACAGAGGCGUAGUAUGUUAUGAUACACAGUAAACAAAAGCUUCAGCAACACUAAAAUCUUACCAAUGAUAGACAGAUCUUGUUCAAUGGAUUCUUAAUAUCGCACAUGGUUUUAGGCUGCAAAGUAUCGGGGAAUUUGGUUUA